Molecule: messenger RNA, 2390 nt
Organism: Ostrea edulis (European flat oyster)
Lineage: Eukaryota; Metazoa; Mollusca; Bivalvia; Ostreida; Ostreidae
Exons: 7
Coding region: 309-1670 (453 amino acids)
Molecular function (GO): NADP binding; flavin adenine dinucleotide binding; N,N-dimethylaniline monooxygenase activity
Source: RefSeq, a predicted model, not a curated record
GACCCGAACUCAUAACUAUAUUUAUGGUAUCACAGAGUUCGGGCCAAAAACAGGCCUAACCCCUGUGGAUUAGAGUUAAGAAAUAAGUGUGUCGCUAUCCAUUAGCCUUCGAAAUUAAGCUGGAAUGCGGUACUAUGAACUGACAACGAUAAAAGAUUUCAAGGACAUUGGAAACUAGAUCAAGGAAAAAAUACGAAACUAAAGUUGAAGGUAUUCUCGGUCGGGAAUAUCUUAAAUGCAACUGGCUGGUAUAACUCAGCCUGCCUCCUGCUUCACGUUGAUCUUUAGCUGGCUCCGUACAUCACGGGAUGUCAGGAAAAAGUACGAAACAAAGAGUAGCUGUGAUAGGUGCCGGAGUGGCAGGUCUUUGUAGUCUGAAGCAUUUGGCUGAACAUCCCGAUAUCUUUGAACCGGUGGCGUUCGAAAAGAAUUUCUGGUCGGGAGGGAUUUGGAAUUACAGCGAUCAGAAUGGGAAGGACGAUUUCGGAUUUCCGAUACAUUCUGCGUUAUACAACAGUCUUAAAAUAAAUGUUCCCAAGGAACUCCAGGAGUUUCCGAGUUUUCCGUAUCCCAAGGAAUGGAAGAUGUCCUACAUCAGCCGUCAGCAAUGUCUGGAAUACAUCAACAGGUUCACGGAUCACUUCAAACUCAGACAGUACAUCCGGACUCAUACCCAGGUUCGGAAUGUUCAACCACUCAAGGACUUCCAGAAAAACGGUCAUGUGAAGUGGCUGGUGACGUAUUCGCCAUUGAAUCAUUUUUCAGAGGUCAAAUCCGAGGUGUUUGAUUCCGUAAUUGUCUGUAAUGGACACGACUUUAACGACUAUACGCCAAAUAUUCCUGGAAUGGACGUAUUUGAAGGAAGAAUGAUUCACAGCAAGAACUUCCGGUACGAGGAACAGUUUGCUGGACUUCGUGUGGCUGUUCUUGGUGUUCAUUAUUCCGGAGAAGACAUCUCUAUGCACGUGUCACGCUUCGCUAGAAAGGUGUACGCAUGCCACAGAAGAAAGCCCCAGGAGUUUCCUCCAUCUUACCCACAGGAGAUAGAACAAAGACCCCCGUUCGUGCGCAUGACAAAAGAUUCAGUGGUCUUCCCUGAUGGCAGUUCUGUGAAGGUCGACGCCGUCAUAUUCUGUACCGGAUAUCGAUUCUCAUUUCCGUUUCUGAAAGAUGACGUCAUCACAAUCAAGGACGAACGAAUCGAGCCCAUAUACAAACAUAUGGUCCACAUCGAGUAUCCGAAUCUGAUUUUUGUUGGAAUCCCUCGGCAAUGGUCCUACUUUCCUCACUAUCAUGAAAUGGCAAAGCUUGCUGCUCUGAUGUUGGCAGGGAAAGUGAAACUACCGUCAAAAGAAGCAAUGCUGGCGGAGAGCGAAGCUGACUUUCAGUCUCGUUUGAAGGAGGGGAAACCACCAUCUUUUGCCCACUAUAUGGGAGAUAUUGAUCGUCAGUUCCGGUAUAACGAGGAACUUGCUAAAUUAGGUGGGUUUGACCCGCUCCCGCCUGUUAUUGAAAUGCUGUGGGAUGAUGCUAUGGAUGAGAGAUACAUGAAUUUACAACAUUGCACUAAAAUUGAUUACGCCAUCACCGGACCGAAAUCUUACCGAUGUCUAAAUCCGGAAAAAGUGAGAUCAAGACAAUCCAAAGCUGAUAAUGCUUUACAAAGAUAACUACAUUGGAAUCUUGCUUGUCGAGCGACUGUUAGAGUAGAUUUUCUUGGAAUAGAAGUCCUUCUCUCUUUCAUAUCCACGAUCUAGAGAAAGACAACAGCUACAAACGCUUGAGAUGAAGUUAAUUCAGUUGUAUUCAAUGUAUCAUAUGUAACAGUUAUUUUGUACAAAUUCGUUCUUGUUCGGUUUCUACAUUGCACUUAGCAUUUGAUUUUUUUUAUUAGUGCAAAUUUCAUAUUUGGCACCGCAACAUGUAAUGGCAUUACAAUUUUGAGAUUUUGAUCCUUUACUUUACGCAUGCGCGUUUCUGUCAUUUUCUUAGAUACCAAACUAGUUUAUUAGACUGGGAAUUGUACAUGUACUUGUUUGGAAUUUGUUUUGAUUGUAAAAACGAUAAUGUCGUCCCGACAGGUAGAAAUGUCUGUAACUGCACACCGAAAUAGACCAGGGGUACGCCAGCCCUUUUCAAUGUCAGACGAAUUUAUGUACAGAUUGGUGCACAUCAUACAAGUACAUGUACAUCCAUUAACUCUGACGAUCUAAAUAUCCAAGAUAUCAGUAUCUAUGACAGAUAUGCUAUUUAAUCGUAUUGUACAUUACUUAAUCAUGAAACAUUUAAUGCUGCCAAGAACUUCGUCAAAAGAUGUUACAUUGGCCAGCGUAUAAUAUCCAGAACGUUAUUUUAACGACUUCAGAUAUUUAUAUUAAAUAUGUACAACA